AUGGCAUCUUCACUGAGAACAUUUCUCGCUGCCGUCGCGGAGAAGCGACAACUGUCCAAUGUGGGAAGCAAAUCCAGCGCGCUAUCGCCGCAUCCCUUGCCUGAUCGAGAUUCGGAAGAACCGGUUCCACGUUAUGGAAGAUGGCUUCCUCGGGACGAGCUCGAACGGAAAUCUCGCCCCAUUGUGUUUGACUUCACAGCGCUCUGUGAUAGGGCCAUUCGUCUAUGCCCAGGAGCAAAAGAGAUCAUCAAAUGGGAGGAGAGAGAAGCUGUUGUGGCAAGAUUACCAACCGGUAAUGCUGGCCCGCCAAGGUUGACCACCAGCUCUGAAGUCGCAACAAUGACAUAUUUGGAUGACCCGUCAAAACCAAUCGGCACGGAAUACAUCACCCAGGAGCAUGUUGCGGGUGUUCAGCUACACCAGACGUGGCCCAAAAUGAACCCGCAACAACAUAUGCUGUGUACUAAGAUGCUUUCAUUGGCCAUGAGAGACAUGGCAUCCUUGGACUUUCCGGCCUAUGGCAGUCUAUACUUCUCCGAUGCGCCGUUAGAGUCACACAUGAAGAUUCCUUUUGAAGAGGGCUUCUGUAUCGGUCCAAAUUGCAGUCCAGUUUUCUGGAAUAGGAAUCCGGGUGAACACGAACUCUACGGUGGUACGAGUCCCAAUUGUGGGAGAGACCUCGCAGGCUAUUACCUAGGUUUGAUAGAGACCGGUUUCUCUCCUUUACCGAAAGAAGAUGCUGGCAACCGCGACCUUCUUCUUCAUCAAGGAUCGAUUCAAGAUCACUUCAAUUUCUUGGAAAUAAGCAAAGAAGUGAUGCAGAAGGUGAUCAAAGGUAAGCGCAUCCAAGAUGCCGCUACUCCAGCUCUGCUUCAUCCUGAUUUCCAUAAAAGUAAUAUUUUAUGUCUCAGCCGGGGAUCCAACCGUUAUUACUGGAGUACUCCUGAUUUUGCUGCACUCCCUCUAGAAUUAGAGGGAACCACAUUGCAGAAUGGACAAGAAGAAUGCAAAGAUCCUGGCCAAAAGCAAAGAGAAGAGAAAGACGCGUGGAUCUGUUACCAGACAUACGAUUUCUGCAUGAAGGGCCCUGCUCCUAAAUUACGCCCCGCAAGGUCAGUCGAUCCAAUUUUGUUUCGAGUCUUCCAAUACUGUCAUACGACAUGGAGAGAAAAUUUUGAAGGCUUUGAGACUCAUUCUGAUGGCUGGGUUCCGAAUAAUGUAUGGGGCGCUGCGAAAGAUGCUCAUCGCGCGGCGUACGAUGAAUGGAUACGGACAACCCGAGAAUCCGAGUCUCGUGGCAAUGGCCUGACAGUAGCAAAAGCGCACAAUUUGUGGCCGCUUGACGCUAGAUAG
Molecule: messenger RNA, 1353 nt
Organism: Aspergillus novofumigatus IBT 16806
Lineage: Eukaryota; Fungi; Ascomycota; Eurotiomycetes; Eurotiales; Aspergillaceae
Exons: 9
Coding region: 1-1353 (450 amino acids)
Cellular component (GO): mitochondrion
Source: RefSeq, a predicted model, not a curated record